AUGAAUGCAUCAAGGAUCUAUCAGUUGCAUAAGGCCAUAGCCACCACUGUACAGGAUGUUGACAGUAUAGCAACCUAUUUCUCUAAGCUGAGAAAUUUAUGGGAUGAGUUUGCUAGUAUUACACCUCCACCCUGUAACUGUCCAAAUUCUAAGGAUCUGUCUAUGCAUAUGGAGAAACAAAAGUUGAUGCAAUUUUUGAUGGGGUUGAAUGAAACCUAUGAACAAUCACGUAGUCAGAUAUUGAUGGUUGAACCUACACCCACUAUUAACAAAGCCUAUGCUAUGCUUAUUGAAAGGGAGAGUCAAAGAUCACUCACAUCUACAUCUAUGAGUGAAGAAAGUGCAGAUUUAGCUGCUCUAAUGGCAGGAAGAGGAGGACCUCCUCGUUACAGUAAAGGAGUUACUUCACAGUCUAACUCUAAUCAAUAUUAUAAAGGGAAGAAGAAUUGGGAUUUGAAGUGUGAUUAUUGCAAGAAUCAAGGACAUGUAGAGGCUAACUAUUUUCGACUUCAUGGUUAUCCACCAGAUUGGAAAUUCAAGAAGAAAGGGACAGGUAACAAUGCCUAUAAUGCUAAUAAUGUCCAGACUGAUAAUUUUUCAAUGCAUUCAGGUGCAAGAAAUCCACCUAGAGCACCUUCUUUGACUGAUGAGCAACAUGAUCACAUUUAA
Molecule: messenger RNA, 669 nt
Organism: Solanum lycopersicum (tomato)
Lineage: Eukaryota; Viridiplantae; Streptophyta; Magnoliopsida; Solanales; Solanaceae
Source: RefSeq, a predicted model, not a curated record